Molecule: messenger RNA, 4035 nt
Organism: Haliotis rubra (blacklip abalone)
Lineage: Eukaryota; Metazoa; Mollusca; Gastropoda; Lepetellida; Haliotidae
Product: transient receptor potential cation channel subfamily V member 5-like
Biological process (GO): calcium ion import across plasma membrane
Cellular component (GO): membrane
Molecular function (GO): protein binding; calcium channel activity
Source: RefSeq, a predicted model, not a curated record
GCGGCCAUUUUCGACGCCGUCGGCAAGAUGAAAGGCACAUUGCAAUUUCUCCAUCGGUCCCUAACCUCAGUUUCUUUACACAAAUUCAAGCGACUGAUUUCACGUUUUUGAUCUACGACAAUAUCAGAAAAUGGGUAAUUCAUCCGUCGUUGCGACAGGUGUCAAGAAUCAAGCGGACAAUGACUCAAAACAGCUCUAUCAGCUGGUCAACGUGAAAGGGGGCGGGGAACUAGUGGAGCUCAUGAAACGGGCAAGGUGGACGAAAAAUUAUAAGGAAAUUGACGAAAAACUUAAAAACGAGGUGAAGGGCUUUUUAUAUAACGAUGGCAGAGGGAAGAAAGUGCCUAUCGUGGAUCUUAUCAUGGCUAGAAAUAAAGACAGGCAGAAAAGCAAGAUCAAGGUUGGCAAGGAAAAGCGUGAAAAAGCGAAAGAGCUGGCGAUGAUUGACAUGAUUUUACAAGAUGGAGAAAGUACAGGGACGUACAUGCAGCAUAAGCCUCAAGAACGCAAGUAUCGCGAGGUGUGCUGGAAUCUUGAAUCACGAGGUCAGGUUGGGGAGACAAUCUUGCACCUGUGUCUGCUGAACUCGUCCGCCAUCCAUGCUGAUCUGGCCAAGCGUCUUCUUCGUCUCUACCCUCAGCUUAUCAAUGACAUCUACAAUGGAGAGGAGUACUAUGGUGAGAACUGCCUCCAUAUGGUCAUCACCAAUGAGGAUCCAGCUAUGGUCAAGUUCCUCCUGGACCUCGGCGCAGACUACCAUGGCCGCUGCUGCGGCAACUUCUUCUGCCCCGAUGACCAGAAGGACUCCCGCACGGACAGCCUUGACCAUGAGUGGGUGCAGGUGCGAGAGAAGACCAACUAUGAAGGCCAUGUGUACUUGGGCGAAUACCCACUGAGUUUCGCUGCCUGCCUCGGUCAGGAGGAGUGUCUGCGGCUGCUGCUUGCGAAGGGUGCGGACCCAAAUCUUCAGGACAACAACGGCAACACCGUAAUGCACAUGUUGGUCAUUCAUGACAAGAAGGAAAUGUUUGAUCUGCUUCACGGUCUUGGUGCGCGGCUGGACAUUAAGAACCGACAGGGACUCACGCCACUCACUCUGGCAUCCAAGCUGGCCAGGAAGGAUAUGUAUGAACACAUACUGGAGAUUGAACGUGAGGUCUUCUGGCUGUUUGGGAAUGUCACCUGUGCUGGGUACCCCCUCGAUGAAAUUGACACCAUCUCGUCAUCAGGGGAGAUCAACAAGGAUUCUGCACUCAAUCUCAUUGUGUAUGGGGAGGAGGAGGGUCACUUGGAUAUGAUGGAUGGCCUGGUGGUCAACCUGCUGAAGGAGAAAUGGAAGACAUUUGCCAGAUUCAGAUUCUAUAGACGAUUCCUCUGCUUUGGUCUUUAUUUCCUGACCUUUGUUGUGGCCUUUGCCCUCCGACCUGGCAAGGAUCUGUGUGCCUACGCCAACUCCACGACGACACUUCACGGUUGUAACCCGAGUAGCGAGAACAGGACCAUGAACCCAUGCUACCUUCUACAACCCUACAGGACCAAUGACAUAGUGCGGCUUGUCUUGGAGUCCAUGGUGUUGGUUGGCGCCAUGGUCUACGUAUUCUUGGCAAUGAAGGAGAUUUACCACCAGGGGUUCCGUAUCUUCUUCACAACGCUGCGUGGUGCACCAGCCAAGGCGUUGUUCCUGUGCUCCUGCAUCUUUGUGGUGAUGAUGUUGCCGGGCCGAGCGUUCUGUUCCCAUGAGUAUGAGGACAUCAUGGGCGUCCUCGCAAUCCUCUGCACUGCACCGUACUCGCUGUUCUUCUGCAGAGGUUUCCGGAUUGUUGGUCCGUUUGUGGUGAUGAUCUACAAGAUGAUCAAGGGGGACCUGCUCAGGUUUUUCAUCAUUUACGCUGUCUUUGUCAUCGGCUUCUCUCAAGCAAUGUUCAUAGUGUUCCGCGGCGUGACUGCUACAGUGUUCGCUGAUGCCGGGGGCGCUAUAAUGGGCAUGUUUGUCAUGUCCCUGGGCCAGUUUGGAGAUAUCUAUGACUCCUUCGUAGAGACUCAGUACCCCAUCAUGGGCAAAAUUCUGUUCAUGGCCUACAUGAUCAUGGUGACACUGCUGCUGGUGAACAUGCUGAUCGCCAUGAUGGGCAACACGUACCAGGUCAUCAGUGAGACUCAGAAGGAGUGGUUCAGACAGUGGGCCAAGAUUGUCCUGGUGGUGGAGCAGAGCGUGACAACAGACGAGAGACGACAACAGCAGAUCAAGUACUCCCAGCCAAUGGCUGAUGGGCGCAGGGCUCUGGUCAUCAGGUGGCACCAGACGGAGAAGGAGAAGGAGGAGCUGAAGGGACUGCGGGAACUGCACAAGCAGCAGCAGGAGAAGCUCCGCCAACAGAAGCUGCGGCAGAACAUCAAGAAGCGGACCACACCCACUACACUGAGAUACCAGGAAGUCAAUGAGGGCACUUGCAACUUGUAAUCUGACCAAUCAGAUGAAUGCUGAAGUUUCAGCUGACCAAACAGAUUACAGCUAAUGUUUGAACUAUUCUCUCAGAUUGUGAAAAUUGUUUGAACUGGCCAGUCAUACUACUGCUGAAGAUUCUACUGGCCAAUCAGAUUACAGCUAAUGUGUCAGAUUGUCACCAAUGUUUGAACUGUCCAGUCAUAUUACUGCUGAAGAUUCUACUGGCCAAUCAGAUUACAGCUAAUGUUUAAACUGUUGUGUCAGAUUGUGACCAAUGUUCAAACUGUCCAGUCAUACUACUGCUGAAGAAUCUACUGACCAAUCAGAUUACAGCCAAUGUUUGAACUGUUGUGUCAGUUUGUGGACUAUGUUUUAUAUGUGUAGUCAUAGUACUGCUUAAGUUUGGACUGACCAAUCAGAUUACAGCGUAUGUUUGAACUAUUCACUCAGAUUGUGGCGAGUUAUUUUACUGUCAAGUCAAACUACUGCUGAAGUUUCUACUGACCAAUCAGAUUUUAGAUAACAUUUGGGCACUGAUUAAUCAGAUGAAGUCCAAAGCCAACAAUCAAGUUUCAGUUGUAGUGAAAUCUGCCCAGUGGAUGUAGAAAAUGAUUGAUGUGGUUACACGUCCCAUCGGUCUGAUACAGAAUUCUUGCCAGUUCUGCUCAAGUGGGGAAUUUAACUCAUCAGAUAUGAAAAGUCAGCCAAUGAACAAAAUUAAUUCUUCCCAAUCAAUUUGCUGAUGAGAGCUUUACUUCUAUUAAUAGUUCAAAUCCAAACAUUUCUUUCAAUAAUUAUCAAUGAGUGCAAUAACACCUGUACAAGUACAAACUGUUCUAAUUAUGUCAAAGCCAUUGUUUUAUUAGACUUAGGGCCAUUUACAAAAUGAACAUGAUGAUUGUUUGAUGUUUUGACAAAUAUAUAUGUUGAAAACUUACAAUUGAUAUUCCUCUGAGAUGGUAAUUUUAAAAGUUCCCAAGAUAGAUGGUCUGGUUGUUUUAAUUUGGCCAUAUUUUAUCAGAAUCUGGCAAAAUUAUUUUCAACAGCAUUUCCGUAGAACACAUAUUGUGAUAUGGGUAACAGUGAGGGUGUAAUGAGACUGUCUGCAAGGUGAUAUGUUGUCUCACAAAUAGUAUUCAUUGCUGCCAUAAGUGUUGGCAACUUCAUUUUCAGUCGAUUCUAGUCAAUGCAUGUUAUAUGUAUGCCAUCUUCCUGAGUUACUGUAAGUUGGUGUUGCUUGGAUACAAGCCCCAAACUCAGUCAUUUAGGAGCCACAAGAAUUAAUCAUAUAUUCAUCGUUAGUGAAAAUAUAUUCCAAUUUUAGUUGUGAGUUUGCACAUUAGCAGUGGUCACGCUAGUUAGCAGUUUUAAUUGAUGCCAGAUAUUGGACCUGAUCAUGAUAAUUCAAGUGUUCUUGUAUAUUUUUAUAUAAAUAUAAUAAUUUUUGUUGUGAAAUGAUGUUUAAAUUAUUUUAGUUGUUAUAUUUAAUAAUUUUACUGCUGAUUACACAUUCCAUCCAUUUGAUAACACUUUGUAUGUACCACUUAUUGUUAUAUGUAUAUUUAUGCGAUUAAAAUAAACAAUUUUGA